CUGAACAUGGCAGCUUCAGGAGCCGCCGGUUCUCCCAGCAGGUUGGUCCAGUACGUCGUCGUCCGGUCGGACCUGGUUCACAAGCUGUCGUGGCCCCUGGGUGCCGUGAUAACUCAGGCCUGCCAUGCUGCUACUGCUGCCAUCCACCUGCACUACGGGGAGCCGGACACCCAGCAGUAUCUGGCCGAGCUGGACUCCAUGCACAAAGUAGUGCUGGCGGCUCCAGACGAGGCAGCUCUAUCCGGUCUAUCAGAGACUCUAACCCAAGCUGGCGUUUCUCACAAGCUUUGGAUCGAGCAGCCGGAGAACGUUCCCACCUGCUUGGCUCUGAGGCCGUACCCCAAAGAGACGGUCCACCCGCUGCUCCGCAAAUUCAAACUCUUCAAAUGACCUGAAACAUCCUGGAAAGAUAAAAUCACUAACUCAACGUGCUGGAUAUCUGCUUUCAUCUGCAGGAGGAAGAGAUGUGAGAGUCGUGAUCCGGCCGGAAGGAACAGAGACAUGGUGCCAAAGCCUCCGAUCAUCAGCUGUUAACAUUAAAGUCAAAAAAUAUGAAGUUUAUUCUGGAUUAAUUUGAUCAUUUUAGUUUAUUUAUGAUGCAAAAAUACUCACUGGCCUCUUUACCAUCAUUAUUAUUAUUAUCAUUAUUAUUAUUAUUAUUUUUAUUACACCUGUUUAAUUCAAUCCAAUAACAACAGCUCUGAUAUAAAUUCUACUUUUAUGACAUUUAUACAUGUUCAGUGUUGGUUUACAUUGUUAAAGGUAGAAUUAUUACCACCUUAAGUUUAUUACUGAGGUCAUAGUUGGUGAUGUUGGUGUAUUAAGGUAUGUAGAUAAUGAUAAUGAUAUAAUUGAUAAUGUUAUAAUUUAAUGUUAUAAUU
This is a messenger RNA of Scomber japonicus (chub mackerel), 881 nucleotides long. It is a transcript of the gene ptrhd1, whose product is annotated as peptidyl-tRNA hydrolase domain containing 1. The record is from RefSeq and is a predicted model, not a curated record. Gene Ontology annotation, molecular function: peptidyl-tRNA hydrolase activity. Lineage: Eukaryota; Metazoa; Chordata; Actinopteri; Scombriformes; Scombridae. The coding region runs from base 7 to 390 and encodes 127 amino acids. The transcript is spliced from 2 exons.